AUGUCAGCUUCUGAACUUGCCAACGCUGCCCUCAAUGCUGCAAUGGAAGACAUCUGGCACUUAAUGGUAAGAUCCAUGAAGUUGCAAGCACGUUCAUUAUGGGAGCAUGGGGAGGUCUCCACUUCAUUCUCCCCCAUGCUGCUGUCUUGUGCAGCCAAGAUUCGCGACCAUAGUGACCCUGUGACGCGAAAAAUCGUUACUCUACCCGACUGGUCUGCAGUCAACAUGGACGACCCACGUAUCGCUGGCCACCCGCGAUUCAUGAAGACAAUUGGAUAUCCACGCCCAGAUCACAUUACUCCGGCACUCACUAUUCCUGCCCCUCAGCCACCGGUGAUUGCUGACAAACCAUCUACUGUUGUUGCAUCACCGGAGGUAUUGGAUUCGGCAGAACUUCCUGCGCCGAAGUUCAACUUAUUUGUUGCCGGCACCAAACGCAAGGCUGACAGAACUGACUCUGACAUUUGGGAAGAAACUCGGGUGACCAAGCCGAAGCGCAAGGUCUUGAAGACAAAUCCAGCACCGCAGCAGAAGACUGCAACAUCCUCUAAGAGAAGGAAGAUAGUGAGAUCGAAGAGGUUUGUCAGUGAUGAUGAGGAUGAAAGUGCUGAUGGUGCAGUGAUCAUCGUCAAGAAACCAGGAAUGGGUGCACUGGCCGAACAUGUAGUGCCAGUGCAACCUGCCAGCAAGGGCAGCUUGUUGAGCAACUUGUCCGAUGUCGAAGAGCUCGAGGAACCUCGAGAUUGA
Molecule: messenger RNA, 747 nt
Organism: Suillus plorans
Lineage: Eukaryota; Fungi; Basidiomycota; Agaricomycetes; Boletales; Suillaceae
Exons: 3
Coding region: 1-747 (248 amino acids)
Source: RefSeq, a predicted model, not a curated record